AUGAAUCCGGCGGUCGCCCAGGCUGAGGCCAUGGCAAAAAUGGCGAAGGAUGGUGGAGCCGUGCACCGUGAUCGAUCACUCUACCGUAUCGCCCCGUACGCCAUCCCCAUUCGGCCACAGAUGCCCCAGAUGUACCAGAUGUACCCCCAGGCCCUGCUCAACCCGGCCGCGUUGAGCGCUGCCAGCCUACAGCAAGCCGCCUUCGCGCAACAGGCUGGACUCGUUGACUACGCUGCCUUGGCGGCCGCCAUGACCCAACAGCAGACAGGGCUUGGAGUUGGGCAAGCAGAAGCGUUUGCAGCCGCCACCUCAACAACCGGAUUGGAGCAAUAUGGAUACCCGUAUAAUAUGCUACAAAGCGGGUUCCCCCUCGGCCAGACACAGCUCUCCAAGGAACAC
Molecule: messenger RNA, 399 nt
Organism: Mesorhabditis spiculigera
Lineage: Eukaryota; Metazoa; Nematoda; Chromadorea; Rhabditida; Rhabditidae
Source: the annotation of a GenBank genome assembly